AUGACCCAGUCUGCAAGACAAACCAAACAGGUGGAUUAUGAGAAAUCCUGGUUGCUGGAAAAGGAAAUGAAUGAAAAAAUGUCCAAACUAGUGGAAUCAUCCGAAACACUCAUCCAAAAACUCAAAAAGGAUCUUUCCGCCGAGAAACAAGAAAAAGAAAUAUACAAAUAUCAAUACAAUGAGCUCAAGAAGCAAGUGCAUUUGCUGACGUUUGAGAAGAAGAAGUUGCAAUCAAAGAUUCAAGGAUUGAAGGAGAAUGACUCAGCUGAUACUGUAACUUUGGAAUCCAAAAGUGACAAAAAGAAAGAUAAGGAAAUUCUACAGUUAACAAAUCAUUGUGAAGCGUUGAAGCACUUUAGCCAUUCAAAUCUAUCGUUGAAGGACAAAACAAUUGAAAAUUUGAAGAGUCGUAUUGAUGAUAAUCUGAAGAAGACGAGAAAAAUGUCGGGAGAACUGAAAGAAAAAGAUGCAGAGAUUCAGAAACUUAAGGAAUCAGAAGGCUUUUAUAUUCGGAGAAUGAAAGCGAUGAAGAGAGAUUUGGAAGAUAUCAGAAAAAAAGAUUCUGGCUUGAAAGAUUCUGAUGAUCAUCCAAUGGAAGUUGAAUGUGUUGAGGAUUCGCAAAGUGUCAAGCAUUUUGAAAAGGUUAACGGUCGUCAGGGCGUCAAGGAUUCUGAAGGCGUCGCGAAGGAACAUUCUAAUGUUGUGACUGAAUAUCAAUCGAUUGACGUUGAACGCAUCAAUGGAACACAUGCUGUAGACGUCGACAGCGUUCUGGAAAUUGCUUCACUCAAAUCUGAAGUUGAUCUUCUCCGUCAAGCCUACGAUAAUAUCACAAAAGAGAAGGACCAAGAAAUUGCUCAACUUCAGGGGCAAUACGAAAUGUCCAGCAAUACCUGCAUACGUUUAAAUGAGAUUCUCAUUCACGUUCAGUCAACGGGGCAAAUUCCCAACUGGUACAGAUUUUGA
Messenger RNA from Caenorhabditis remanei, 966 nucleotides. RefSeq lists its product as uncharacterized. The coding region runs from base 1 to 966 and encodes 321 amino acids. The record is from RefSeq and is a predicted model, not a curated record. The transcript has 2 exons. NCBI's taxonomy places the organism in Eukaryota, Metazoa, Nematoda, Chromadorea, Rhabditida, Rhabditidae.